AUGGAUGUUUGGGCCCCGCAGUUCGCCAUCACGCUGACCGAAAUGUUCCCAAGGCGGUUUGUAUUGAAGCUUUCACGAAUUCUGGGUCAGUCUGCUGCUAGUCUGUCCCCAUUUGCCGUCGCCGUUCUCAAGCGAAGAGAGGAACUCGUCACGUCUAUUCUAAGCAUAACGAGUGCAACGGAAUGGCACUUGGACAAGUUGCUCGCUCCAGAUAUCACGACGUAUCUGGGAAAGUUGACAGGAGAUCAGCCGUCAUCAAGUAGCCAACUUACGCCUCUUCAUAUUGCCUCCGCCACUGGUCUGGACGCUGUCGUCAAGCGGAUCCUCGAAAAACCGGCACCGGGGGUGGUCUCGAAAGACGCGCGUGACCGCACCCCGCUGUCCUAUGCGAUACAGUGCCCGCUUACACGUAGCUCAACCAUCCGACUGCUCCUUCGACAACAGACCGAUCUUCAAGGCAGGAUAGCCCUGAAGAACCACGCGGACCGCCUCUUGAAACACUGUUGCCGAAAUGGCCUAUUUCGCCUUGCCGCAUGUUUCCUUGAACAUGAAGUACGAUGUGACCUGCAACAUCUCCUUCGCUUGGCUCUUCUGGCUCCCUCGGCGUCUCUUCCGGGGAGGUCUAGCUCUGAUAGAGCCGUCUUGAUUCGGAGGCUGAUUCGACGCGGGGCCAAUCCGAAUGGCAUGGUGCGGGCAACAGAUGUCGAUAUUGAUAAACGGCCACUCCUUUCUGAGUUGGCAAUGACAUCGCAUGAGGCGACAGAGCGUCUGAUUGCCGUUCGAGAUGUCGAUGUGAACAUCCUAGAUAAGUACGGCCAGACGGCCUUAACUCGGUUGUUAUUGGAAAACCACUCGGCGCGCAAGACGGUAGCACUGCUCCUGGAGCGCGGGGCAAAGUUACAGCCACACUCCCUUGGAGGUAUCAUACGGGAUACAACGUUCCGGACGCACCAGGAGCUCGUGACGUUGGUUUCACGUCGCGAAAACACAUUCGAACUAUUUCGUCUCCUUUACAAGCACUGCAACUCUCACUCGGCGAAGGACCAGACGGAGACAUUCGAAAGGGAAAUGUUUUUCCUCUAA
Molecule: messenger RNA, 1083 nt
Organism: Colletotrichum abscissum
Lineage: Eukaryota; Fungi; Ascomycota; Sordariomycetes; Glomerellales; Glomerellaceae
Exons: 2
Coding region: 1-1083 (360 amino acids)
Source: RefSeq, a predicted model, not a curated record